Molecule: messenger RNA, 1458 nt
Organism: Fusarium mangiferae
Lineage: Eukaryota; Fungi; Ascomycota; Sordariomycetes; Hypocreales; Nectriaceae
Exons: 2
Coding region: 1-1458 (485 amino acids)
Source: RefSeq, a predicted model, not a curated record
AUGUCAACCACCACGAGGAUAGUGUCACCUCCUGAUUUUGCCGGAGCUGGAGCUCCACACCCAAAUACACAACCGCGUUCGCGUUCUCAGAGGACAAUCGACUUGGAGAUUGAUGGAAUCAGUGCCACUACCAGCGCCAAUGCCAAUGGCAGCAGCGGCAAUCGCAGCAGCAGAAGCAACAGUGGUGGUGGUGGUGGUGCGAGCCGCUCCCACAUUCGCCAGACAACAGCGUCAUCGUCUUUACCUCUACCGUACUUCUCUUUGCCACCAUUGAUUUCCAACUCUCGCCUCCGUACUUAUCGAACUCCAAGCCCGUUAACAACCACCCAACAGCCGAGGCCCUCCCACUCCCCUCCACCCCAGAAUAUCCAAACAUCACCUUGGGGAGAACCAGCGAGCGCAUCAUCAACACACAUUGAGCUUCCGCCAAUAGAUUCCUGGGAAAAUGACCACCCCGAGUCUUUGCAUAACGCCGAUUUAGAGAACUCACUCCUCGCUUCCGAAAUCGAAGAUAAUUUCCUCGCCGACCUCGCUGAUGGUGAUUUUUCGUCGCCCUCAUCGUACCCACCGUUCACGAACCCCGAUUCACGGCCGAGUCAGUACCAUAGCGUAAGCCUUCAAUCAACCGGUCAGGCUUCCACGCCGCAUCGUGCAUUCCGCAACACCGCCGCAUCCACCAACGCCACUACAAAUACAACGGCCACUGCUGCUCCACGAGAAUUAUCGUCCACCAACUGCAUCCUCCACCCUUUCGGCCCUGAGCGAACAACAACCCAGCUCUCCUCGGCUAGCAACUCUACUGGCGAAUCUCAAGCAUCACUGCCUGUUUUCGACUCCCUCGAGGAGAACGACCUCUUCUUUGACAGCCCCGCAAGCUCCUUCUCCGAAGCUAUGCCGCCCACAACUCGGCGGAGUACCACAGCCGCGGCUGCUCGAACUGGUUCAGCGCACGCGAGUAAGCGACGACGAACAUCGACGACUGCUGCGCCCGCGGCCCCCCCGCGGCCCACGUCGAGACAGAAAAAGUCACCCGCAACUAGAAAAGACAUGGAUGUUGAAGAGCCAUUCGGCACAAGCCCUACUCGUUCCCCCAUCGACAUUGAAGCCAAGCCCGAAUUCGAUACCAUCGAUCUGACCGAGACCAACGAAGUGUUGGAGGAAGUCCGGAAGCCAGAAAAGGAUGAUCGCGUCAAGCUUGCUGCCUUUCAAUGUGUCAUCUGUAUGGACGACUGCUCCAACCUGACAGUCACACAUUGUGGUCAUCUAUAUUGCGCUUCUUGCUUGCACCAGUCUCUUCAUGUCGACGUCACCAAAGGAAAGUGUCCCAUGUGCCGUCAAAAACUUGACAUGAAGCCUCGAGAGAGCUAUAACAGCAAGACCAAGGGAUACUGGCCCCUUGAACUGAAGCUCAUGACUGCCACACGGAAAGGAAAGCGCAAGGCCAAUACGCUGUCUUGA